Molecule: messenger RNA, 1635 nt
Organism: Tilletiopsis washingtonensis
Lineage: Eukaryota; Fungi; Basidiomycota; Exobasidiomycetes; Entylomatales
Product: prim-pol domain-containing protein
Exons: 4
Coding region: 129-1532 (467 amino acids)
Biological process (GO): DNA replication, synthesis of primer
Cellular component (GO): alpha DNA polymerase:primase complex
Source: RefSeq, a predicted model, not a curated record
CUCCCCGCUCCCUCUCUUGCACCUGCCGCCUGCCACCACUUGCUCGCGCUCACGACCUCAGCGCCGCCGAUCCGUUUCCUUCGUGCUCUCCGCCGCAGACUGCUGCAUCUCCUCGCGCCUCCAUCGACAUGGCGUCUGCUGCUACGCUGCCCGCCGCACGCCCGCCGCCGCGCGACCUUGACGCACACGACAAGCUCGCGCUCGAUGUCGAGGGCGAUGCUGAUCUGGACCGCGCCAUUGCUGCGUUCGACGAGUCUACCAUGGACUCGGCCGAUCCGAUGGUCGUCAUGUCCUACUACCGGCACCUGCUGCCCUUCCGGCAGCUCUUCACCUGGCUCAACCGCGCCUCGGGCUCGGCGCCCUCGCGCAACUUUACGCACCGCGAGUUUGCCUUUACGCUGCAGAACGAGGCAUAUCUGCGCUACAACUCCUUUGGCACAUGGGAGGAGCUGCGCAAGGAGGUGCUGCGUCUGAACCCGGCGCGUUUCGAGAUCGGUCCAGUCUACACGGCAAAGCCCAAAGACCGCAAGACGGUGCAAAAGACGUCGUUCAAGCCCGUGUCGCGCGAGUUUGUGCUCGACAUUGACAUGACCGACUACGACGAGAUCCGCACGUGCUGCUCGGGCAAGGGCAUCUGCCGCCGCUGCUGGGCCUUCAUUGCCGUCGCCGUCGAGGUGCUCGACGCUGCGCUGCGCACCGACUUUGGCUUCCGGCAUCUGCUCUGGGUCUAUUCCGGCCGGCGAGGCAUCCAUUGCUGGAUCUCGGAUGAGGAGGCAUGCGCGCUGCCGGACGACGCGCGCAAGGCGAUCGUGGGCUGGCUGGAGGUGAUCAAGGGCGGAGCCUCGGCGGUGAAGAAGGUGGACGUCGGCAGCGGAGGCACAAGCGGACGCAACCUGCAUCCCUCGCUGCGCCGCGCUCUUGGCGGCGAGGGGCCAGGCGGGGCAUCCGGCCCGCUCAAGCGCGCCUUUGUCGACAUCAUCCUCACCGACCAGGAGUGCUUCCGCUCGGCUGAGGGAUACAACCGCCUGCUGGCCCUGCUGCCUGCCAGCGAGCAGGAGGCCGUCUCGAAGCUGCGGAGCAAGUGGGACGCCUCGCCGAGCCGCUCAUCGCUCGACAAGUGGCAGGACGUCAUGGACUGUGCGAACCGCGCCGGCGAGCUGCGGUCACGCACGACGUGGCGCCCGGCGAUGGAGGACAUCGUCCUGCAGUACACGUACCCGCGUAUCGACGCCGAAGUCUCGAAGCACAUGAACCACUUGCUCAAGGCGCCGUUCGUCGUGCACCCGGGCACUGGCCGCGUGUGCGUGCCCGUCGACCCGGCCAAGGUGCACGCAUUCGACCCGCAGCGCGACGCCCCGACGGUGGCGCAGCUCUUCAAGGACCUCAAUCGCAGCCGCGCGCAGGAGGGCCAGGGCUGGGAGAAGACGGGCCUCAAGCCGUUUGUGCAGAUGCUCGAGAAGCACUGCAAGGGCGUGGCGGACGAGGCACGGGUACGCAACCGAGCCAAGGGACUCGACCAGAUGGACUUCUGAGCGGCAUCGCUGGGGCUCGCCCCUUGCGGCCGCGCUCCUUACUCGCGCCUCGGCUCUCUUCACCUUGUACUUUAGCGCAUCCGCAGGCAUUUGACGUGCAGUG